UGGCGCAGGAAAGCUAACGUCUCAUCUUGUGUAAAAUUCAUACUUUGGCGUUGAUCUUUGACACUUAGAGCCGUAUGGGUUCAUAUUUUAGUAAAUACACGCAUAGUGUACAGUUUCUUUAAUGUAGGCUAAACAUUUUUGAAACACGGGCUUUAAAUCUUUUAAAAACAAAAGAACGGAUUUAAAAUUUGAUGCACAACUGUGGUUAAUUUUCGCAGUCGGUCGCAUGUUUAACAGCAGCUUUGACUUCGAUCGGUUGAGAAAAGUUUGUGCGGCGCGUCACCGAGAACAACAACCACCCGCAGACCAAACGAGUAGGAGCGUUAGCGUUAGCUACCGGGAGUUCACAUCAGCCGCCGGUCAGCUGUCAGAAGUCGUUUUCACAAUGGCUCAGAUGUUCACUAUAUCUGACACAGAGUCAGACACAUCUGAAGGACCAGGAGACACAGACCAGCAAGGGGACAGCAAGGAACCUGAGCCUUCACAGUCUGAGCAACACCUACACGUACCUAAUACACUCAGAGGAGAAUGGACGGCGAGGCAGAGGAAUCACUCAAUGAAUGAGGCGGAGCUUCAGGACUCAGGAGCUGAGUCUUUCCGUCGUCGUUCCCGUUCAGCUCCCCCAAUUCUGUGGGCAGCCAAGAAAUAUGGCAGACAGUUAAGGAAGAUGAGCGAUGAGUUUGACACCUUACUGGACAAAGGGAUGAAGAGGGCAAGGAGCGCAGGAGCAGCUCGUCAGAUGCACACAUCCCCCAGCUGGUUCGCCUUCCUCUGGAGCCACAAAGAGUCAGACACCGAGACCAGCAGCAGCGUAACAGCCCCAGAUACCCGCCCUGCAGAAUAAAUAAUAAUGUGCAAGCGAACUCUUCACGCAGAGGUACAUAGAGGAAAGAGAGGAUGGACUGAGGGCCAGGAGACAGUAAAGAACUAGUGCUCUGACCUGACUGGCUUGUUUCAGACUUCCUACUUGAAAUAGCUGGAGGCCAAUCAAACCCAUCAAAAUCAGUCUUCCUUUCACUGACAUCUGCUGUGUCAGAUAGAGUAAAGGAGGAAGUAGAUUCCUUCCUUGGUCUCUCUUCCAGAGCUGUGGAGCAAAACUAUGCAAACUGGUUUGCAAGGAAGACCAAUUAGUUCAGUGUGUAAAAGCAAUCAAACCUAUUGGUGCAUUAAGAAGCAUAAAACAAUCAGUGCAUUUACAUGCAGGCUAAAAUAUUAUAAUCAUAAUAAGGCAGCAUUCUGAUUAUAACAACAUCUUUUGCAUUAUCUUGGUCAUAAUUGCCAUAAAGUCAAAAUCAGAGUGAAUAUGUAAUCAACCUAGGUUUUUUGUCAGUCGAUUUACUGACAAAUACUCAUUUUCAGUUUACUGUGGUAUGGUCAAACCAUAAUAUUUCUUUUGGUGGUUUGAUGCAUGGAUGCUCUAAAACUUGAAUCUCAUGCAAUUAACUGAGAAACAGCUAUUUCACAAAAUAAAGCACAGAACAUUGGCACCUAGGUUAACAUUAGACCUGCAGAGUUUGCAGGCUGCAUCAGUAUGUUACAGAACGUUACAGAAGCUUUUACCCUUGCUGAAGGUAUAAGGGUUUACAGUAAAUGUUUUUAUAAGUACAGUAGGAAGCAAAGAAUAAUAAAAACACAGCAAGUUACAGCUUUUACCUACAUUGUCCAAAUGUGUCGAUGGACAGAAUGUCAUUUUAUUUGUCAUUUCCACACCCAACUUAACAUAACCCAACCCCCAAUCAAGUCAUCUAUACUCAUCUAACUGAAAAGAAUUAUUCUGAGUGUAUGUAAACACCUUAACAUUUUCACCUUCAUCUGAUUAAUCACAGUAAUCAGAUUAUCUGUAUGUAAACAUACACAAUGUCAUUUGCUGUUUUUAAUUGUAAUGUUUUUCAGAAAUACUUCAGAAGUGGGAUAAUAGAAUCUAAAAAAAUUACCAAGGGUAAUGUUUUGUGUUUUUUGCAGUUCGCUUUGUUCUCCUUCACAAUGGAUAUGGCCUUACCUUUAUGGAUUUUUUUAACAAAUGAACAAUUUGAAAACGAUCUGUAAAGAUUAAGGAAGGUUUACUGUACAUGAUCUUUGAUCUAAUGAAAUGACUAGUCUUUGUGACAAUGUGACUUGAUAUCUGUAUCUUGUUUGUAAUCUGUGAUGUUGUGUACAGGGUUGGAAAAAGGACUUUGAACAAGUUUGUUUGUCUUCUGCUUCCUGUGAGCCAUAAAAUGACUUUUCUUGCAACCUUCUGCAACCUGGCAGAAGUUUCAGUUAAAACCACAAGAAAAUUUGGGUUUCAGUAGUGGCAGCAAGGGCCUUACUAUCAUCACUGAUUAUUACUUGAAUAUGUAAAUCUGAAAUGCAUUUUAAUACCUUUAUAUUUUUUAUGACCACUACAUUAUGAAAUAAAAAUCUUUUACUAAGUGGAACUGCUAAAAGUUUCUUGCUUUUCCAUCAGUCAGGUUUUUUAUAAUUCAGCUGUCAGAAGAACAUAUUUUGAAUGUAGUUUUGUAAAAUACAAACUUAAGUAAAAACAGUAAAUCAUCAAUAACCACUCAAAAAUUAUUUGAAAAUGGUGAUUUUCAGAUCUCAGCAACAGAAAUACAUACAUAUACCUUUCUUAUUUAGAUCCCAGAUUUGAACAUUCCAGUGACAGCAAAGGUUACCAGUAAUAGCUGCAAAUAUGUUGGUAACGCUUCAUGUUUAUCUUUAUAUACUAAACAUUCACUGUAAAAACUCAGUCCAUUUGGCCACAUAAGGAUUUAUUUUUUGCUUCUCAUUUCCAUGUUCACAAUAAAAGUUGAAAUAUCGGGGGGGAGAGAGCAGUGGUAGCUCAGUGGCUAUGGUACUUGAAUUUAGUUGCCACUGUUGGGCCCCUGAGCAA
Molecule: messenger RNA, 2872 nt
Organism: Electrophorus electricus (electric eel)
Lineage: Eukaryota; Metazoa; Chordata; Actinopteri; Gymnotiformes; Gymnotidae
Gene: badb
Product: BCL2 associated agonist of cell death b
Biological process (GO): apoptotic process
Cellular component (GO): mitochondrion
Source: RefSeq, a predicted model, not a curated record